GGUUUUAUAUUUUCACAUUUCCGGUCGACAUAUUGCUUACUGGAGCAAUUUCUGGAAAGCUAGCAGCUGAAAAGGGAUUUGAAACUGACAAACAUCUUUACAAGUUGAUACGCUCAAAAACACCAGACAUAAUGGAGCCAUCAGCCAGUCCGGCCAAGGACAACUACAGGAUGAACCGUUACAAGAACAAAGCACUGAAUCCAGAGGAGAUGAGGCGCAGGAGAGAAGAGGAGGGCAUCCAGCUCAGGAAACAGAAGCGAGAACAGCAGCUCUUUAAAAGAAGAAAUGUAGAUGUUCUCAACGAAGAAGAAGUCAUGUUUGAAAGUCCGCUGGUGGACUCGUACCUAAGUUCUCCAGUAACGGAAGGAGUUAUUACCAGAGACAUGGUUGAGAUGCUUUUUUCAGAAGAUCCAGAGCUUCAGCUUGCAACAACACAAAAGUUCAGAAAACUACUUUCUAAAGAGCCCAACCCUCCAAUUGAUGAGGUUAUAAAUACUCCUGGAGUAGUGGAGAGAUUUGUUGAGUUUCUGAAGAAGAGCAUCAACUGCACACUACAGUUUGAAGCAGCUUGGGCUCUGACCAACAUAGCAUCAGGAACGUCCUUGCAGACAAAGACGGUUAUUGAGGCUGGAGCUGUGCCCAUCUUCAUAGAUCUACUGAACUCAGAAUUUGAGGAUGUUCAAGAACAAGCUGUGUGGGCACUGGGGAAUAUUGCAGGGGACAGUGCAGUAUGUCGGGAUUAUGUCCUGAACUGUAACAUCCUUCCACCACUAUUAAUGCUUCUGACAAAAUCCACUAGAUUGACCAUGACUAGAAAUGCAGUGUGGGCUCUGUCUAAUCUCUGUAGAGGCAAAAAUCCUCCACCAGCUUUUGAAAAGGUGUCACCUUGUCUGCCGGUGCUGUCCAGGCUCUUAUUUAGCAGUGACCCAGACUUGUUGGCAGAUGCCUGCUGGGCUCUCUCGUACCUUUCAGAUGGCCCCAAUGACAAGAUCCAGGCUGUGAUUGACUCGGGUGUCUGCAGGCGGCUCGUGGAGCUCCUCAUGCACUCUGACUAUAAGGUGGCCUCUCCUGCUUUGAGAGCUGUGGGGAACAUUGUCACUGGAGAUGACAUUCAAACACAGGUGGUAUUAAACUGCUCAGCUCUUCCCUGCCUGUUGCACCUUCUCAGCAGUGCUAAAGAGUCGAUUCGCAAAGAAGCCUGCUGGACCAUCUCAAACAUCACAGCAGGAAAUCGAGCACAAAUACAGACUGUGAUUGAUGCCAACAUCUUUCCGGUGCUGAUUGAAAUUCUGCAGAAAGCUGAGUUCAGAACUAGAAAAGAAGCAGCCUGGGCCAUAACCAAUGCCACAUCAGGAGGAACACCAGAGCAGAUCAGAUAUCUGGUUAUUCUGGGCUGUAUUAAACCCCUGUGUGACCUGCUGACAGUAAUGGACUCAAAGAUCGUUCAGGUUGCUCUGAACGGGUUAGAAAACAUCCUCCGGCUGGGUGAGCAGGAGGCCAAGCAGGAGAACAACGGCUCCGGCGUCAAUCCUUACUGUAGCCUCAUCGAAGAAGCUUACGGUCUAGACAAGAUUGAGUUCCUCCAGAGUCACGACAACCAAGAGAUCUACCAGAAGGCCUUUGACUUAAUUGAGCGUUACUUCGGGGUGGAGGAUGAAGACAGCAGUCUAGCCCCUCAGGUGGACCAGGCCAAUCAGCAGUUCCUCUUUCCUCAGCAGGAGGCUCCCAUGGAGGGCUUCCAGCUAUAAAUCCUCUAAAACCUACCAAACAGACCCUUUAUACUCCCCGCAUUCUGUGGAAGGUCCUUCAAUGCCCGAGUCAUGCCACUGUGUUGUCCUCCCUGAUCACCACAAGCACACAUGAACCUGCCCUUUGGAGGAAAUCUUUUGCCCUCUUAAACCUAAAAACUCUCUCUGGUCAUUCUUUCCCACCAGUGGACUGACCUCUCACCAACUCUUAACACACCUAGCAGAGGAAGGGAUCAUCCAACAACCUGUGUGAGUCGGCCCUACCUUACUUAGUUACACACUCACAAACGCACACAGACUUCUUCCUGCCAUCGGACAGCUCUUACAUCCUGUCACCGGCAGGAACUGGGAUUACUUGGUCAACAUUUGAAACUACACGUUGUUUUCCCACGAGUCGUUCCUGUUUCCUGGAUUCCCUUAGCAGAGUCCCCAGACGUGGUGAAAGACACCCUGUUCUUCACAACAGUCAGGUUUUGUGCAAUUCAACAUAAAUGUACUUUUUGAUUUAAUUAUUUGCUCCAUAAUCCUUAUUUAUCUUCUCCUGUUUCAGUGUUUCUUUCAGUUUUUAUUUCCCUGUGAGAAGUGUUUGCCCAUCGUCAGGUUUAGGGCUGCUCCCCUGAAAGAGGUGUCUUCUCAUUUGGGAAAAGCUUUUUGUUUGUGGGGUUGUGAAACUAAUCUGAAGGACUCUAAAUGGUAUCUUGGUAAUGUCUUUUUUUAAUUAAGACAUCUCUUUUUUUUCAUUAUUAUUAAAAAAUGUUGGAUUGUGGGCUAGUUUUAGAUAAUCAGCCUUCAUCGUUUGCUGUGGUUUAAACUAACAAAGCGUUUGAUUUAUGAAGUGAUAUCUGAAGCAAGGCGUUUUGGGGGAUUUAUGACUGGAGCAGAGCCAGCUGCAGUAGCAAACCAGACUUUUAUAUUUGCCUGCGUUUGUUGGAUUCACCCAUUUGACGUAAUGGAAAUUUCAAAAGAAGCAGCAUUUCUAGUGUUUGGAUUUCUCUGGUAAUGAUGAGGCUCUGCUGGGUAGCUGCACCCCAAUUGGAUCUGGGAGCUGUUUUUUGUGUUAUCCCCUCCAUGCAGUCACUGGGUAUUCCUGACCAAUCAAAAGCAGCUGGCAGAGAGACAAACAAAACACAAUCGUGUUUGGGGUUGAAAGCAGCCGGCCCAUAAAUGCAGUGACUUUUCGGUGAUGUGAGUAGUGAUAGUGUAGUGAACACGGUGGUGUUUUCUGUAGUGGUAGACUUGUUAAAUAGCCUACGGCGUUAAAUAUCACUAUGUCUUUGAAGAAUGGAAACAACAACCGCUAAUGAUUUUUGCAUGGGACAGCUGUGAGACGUUUGGUGGUUCUUUCUGUAAAUAGCCUUUUCUCAGCCCAUUUAAGGAAAACCCACUGCUUUAGUGUUUCCUCGUGGGUCUCAGAACAUCCGAGUUUAAAAGGAGGCUCCGAGAAGUGGCGACAAAAGAAUCAAAGCAUCAACAGAGUAUAUUUGAAUUAUGAUGUAUUUGCAUUAAUAUAUAAAUCUCUAUCUUUAUGCACACUUGCAUACAACACCAGCAGACACUGUGCACACACCUCCCACAGAUCAGUGGUUGGAAGCAAAUAUUAGUUUCCAUAAAAAAUAACAAAUGUUUGAUUUUUGUUUAUAUUAAGUAGAAUGUGAUAAAAAAAAUCUUUAAUUUUCAAGUAUUUUUUCUUAAAAUGGUCCUGGUUCUGUUGUAUUUUUAUUUAAUUCUUUUUAAUUGACAUAACGAGACGGGUUUUUUGAAGUCUAAAACAAGUUAUGGAAACUUUUCUUUGUUUCGAGCCGCAGGACUUAACAAUGGUCGAACCCUGACUGGGGAUCGGGCUUUGCCCCAGAACAAAGCCGAGUUUUGGGUCGGAGUCGAGGUUUUUAUGGUUGAAGUAGAACCUUGGUUGUGUGAUUGACUGACAGGCGCUAUGUGAGGAAGAGGUCGAUUGACUCUAACCAGACUACGUUCUAAUCAGAGUCCGGGAGACUGUUCUGUGGAUUACUGCCGCAAAUCCAAGAAAAUGUGAACAAACAUUCUUUGUUUUUAAAUCUUAGAAAAUUUAUUUCAUUAAGUGUUCUGUACUAGAUGUACGUUAUUUAUAAAGGACUUGAGCAUGUUAAAGGCAAUGUUCAGCCAUAUCUACGUGGGUUUCUGUGUGAAAGUUUAUCUUUUAGAUGGUUUCUCAGUUUGGAAAGUUUAUUGCUAACUAGCUAACACCUAGUCUCAUCGUCCAACACUGAUGAGAUGCUGCCGUCUUAAAACUUCAAUCUAAUUUCGCAUUAAAUUUACGUAAACUCAAUAAUUUAAACCCUUAUAGUUUCAGGUUCCUCAAACGGCACAAACAUUCGGAGAUUCCUACCAGACCUGACCCCACAAGUGUGCUACAACUAGCUGCUGCUUUUCUAUUUACUAUUUACGGAUGUAAUAAUUAUGUAUUGAGAAAUCGAUUGAAGCAUAAAGGUUUAUGUAAAAUGUCUGACAAUGGAUUGAUUUUAAGAGGCGAUCCACUUUGCCUACUUUUCGAUUAGCCGUUAGCUUAAAUUGAGUCUUUUCUAGAAGCUAUCUACAUAUUUUGGACACAGAAACCCAUUCAGUUAGGCCAAACUAUUCCUUAAAUUAAGUAGAAAUAAGGUGCUGCUACUUGUAUUUUAAGGCAUUAUCUGAUGAAAUCCGUGUUCUCGCUUUGUAUCCCAGGUUUGAUGGUAUCCACAGAACACGUGCUCCCAGCUGACACCACAUGUCGAAUCAUGAAUUAGCAAGAAUCAUAAAAAAAUAACAACAAUUUACCUCUACCUAACAGAGAGCAGCAUUUAGAACUGAAGUCUUUGAUUUAAUGACAAGUUCUUUGCUUGGCCUACAAACAAUGCCAGAAUAUAUAUAUAAUCUCACAUUUCAUCGACAAGGAAAACUAUUUAUAUUUCUUAAAAUAAAAAUGCACUCCUGCUCACUAAAGUGCCAAUCUGACCAACAAAGACUGGAAGAUCUUAUGCUUCUGUCUUUGACUUAUAGAAUAUCUCUUUAUAUCUUUAUUUACUUGAAUGUGCACAUGUUUUGUGCAAAACAUUGCUGCUCUAUUUUUCUUAUCUUUAAAGUUACAUUAUUUGCCAUGGUUUCUUAUGAAAGUGGCAUUCUUUUCAGGGGGUCACCUAAAUGACAGUCUAUCACGUUGGGGUUGGGGGAGGGGUGGUGAAUUUAUUGGGGGAAAUUUUAAAAAAACGGUCUUUUCAGCUACUUUUGUUUAUAAUAAUAUUACAAUCCCUGCGUUGACUCUUUUUAUGGUUUUCACUGUGCAUAGCGAAGCUGCAACUGGAAUCAGAACUGGUUUCGUGCUGUAAAUAAACUUAUUUCUAUUUCCUGUUCCUUUGUCGAGGUCUGCAGUCAAAAAAAAGGAAAAAAAGCCUGUGCUGACAAGAAGAGGCACAAAGAUAAUUUUUUGGGGGGUUAUAUUAAAGCGGGCUCCUGUGGAGACAUUACGAAGGGUCAGUAUCUUACCUGUUGUAUGUAGAUGUUUGAACAGACGGGACAAAUGAACUAACGGCUAGUCUCAACAGAGCCAAGAACAAAGUGGUUUGCUGUUGUCUUAAAACUGCUUUUGUCUUAAAUUUCAUAGUUUAUGUGAACAUAGUGUCAUAGACUUUUUAGUUAUUUACAUAGAAAUGUGGGGUUAUUACAGGAUAAACAUCGGCUGUAGCCUGAAGACAAAUCUAGCAGGAGGUUCAAAGUAUUUCUGCAGAAAUAACCACAAAAUAUAAAACUGACUGGUAUACAGUUUUAAAUAGUAGCAUUUGCUAAAUCACUUAAAAUUUUUGAGCAUCUGGAUUGAUUUUAAAUGGUAGCGACUUGCUUAAACCAAUCUAAAAGCUAAUGACCAACCGAUAUUUAAAAUGAUCCAUGCAAAUACUUCUAAAACCUUUUAUUAUACCAUCGAUUUGGCUUUGUCGUUAUUUCUACUGAAAAAUUCAAAAGUUUAUGAACUAACUCUUGAGAUGAAGUGCUAAGUUUCAUGGCAGCGCUCCACUUUGGUUAGCUUGUUAAAAAAGCUAUCUACAGCAGGUAAGAUACUAGUUCUAUAACCUCUCCACAGAGACUCACUUUAACAUGGCCUGAAUAUCCACUUAAUUGUGGCACAUAAUGUAAAUAUGAAAAUAUUAGCAACAAUCGUGAUACUAAUGCAGACACUUUUCAUCAAGUUUACCAAAGGCUGGUCGAGAUGAUCGACUUCACGCUAACUUUACAGCAGAUUGUGAAAUUGGUAUUUAUUGAUCAGGAAAUGACUUUGUGUAAUUUAAGCAAGAAGCCGCAUUUUUGUUCAGAGUUUUCGAAAGACUGCGAUUAAUUAUUAUUAUUAUUAUUGUUUUUAAAGCAGCCGCUCCGAUUAAAAGAUCCAACAACUGCUCUCAAACCAGCGGGCGGAGAGUCUGAGGCAUCCGCUUGACUUUUUGUUUGUUUUUGUUUUUCAAAGUUUAAAAUCUGGGAUUCAGAAGUAGUUCAGUGAUUUACAUUAAAAAGUAUUAGAAUUUAAAUAUGUAUGUUCUGAUAUUCUGAUUGACAGGGAUUCAGAUACAAAUCUAAUCACUUCUAAGAAGUGGAGAAAGCCUCAGUAGAAGUUGUCACAGGAUAAAUUGAUUUAACAGAAGAAGAAAUAAAACAGAGGUGGAGAAGCCUUUUCUGCUUUUCUUUUUCCUGAUCAGAAGAUCCUGGGCUUUUUUCUUUUUUUUUAACGGUGGAGUAUAAUCAUUAGAUUACAGGUUUGUCCCAAUCGGGCUGAAAGGUGGGGGGACCUGGUAAUCUAUGGGGGGAGUAAACAUCUAAAUGUCUCAAAUCGAACUUGUCUUCCGUCCUUGACGCUGUCGGUGUCUUCAUCGAAAUCUAAAGUCUGACUAAAUUUAUGUUACAAACAUUUUAAUCCCUUUUCCUGUCCUCAUUAACCAGUCCUGACGCGUUCUCCUGUCCGGUCUUCUCAUUUCUAUUUAUUUUUCCUUUUUUCCUAACGACGUCUCGUUCGCUUCAGUUUACCCACAUUUGAACUGUGACUUGACUUUACCGACGGUAUGAAUGAGUGACGAGAAACUAAAUACUCUUCAGCUGAACAUGACACACAAGCAUAAACAUGGAGAGAAAAAAAAAACAAAAUUCUUACAGGAAACUGCAACAUUAUUUAAAAAAAUGUAAAGACAUUGUACUGAAUUUAAAGUUGUUCAGAGGAAAUACUGUACAAAAUAAAGUUAUGUUCAAACCCUU
This is a messenger RNA of Austrofundulus limnaeus, 6995 nucleotides long. It is a transcript of the gene kpna6, whose product is annotated as karyopherin alpha 6 (importin alpha 7). The record is from RefSeq and is a predicted model, not a curated record. Gene Ontology annotation, molecular function: protein binding; nuclear import signal receptor activity. Bases 132 to 1748 code for a protein of 538 amino acids. Gene Ontology annotation, cellular component: cytoplasm. NCBI's taxonomy places the organism in Eukaryota, Metazoa, Chordata, Actinopteri, Cyprinodontiformes, Rivulidae. Gene Ontology annotation, biological process: protein import into nucleus. The transcript has 14 exons.